This is a messenger RNA of Seminavis robusta, 402 nucleotides long. Lineage: Eukaryota; Bacillariophyta; Bacillariophyceae; Naviculales; Naviculaceae. The record is from the annotation of a GenBank genome assembly.
AUGUCAAUCUACGAAGAAAUCGAGAUUGAGGACAUGACGUUCGACCCAGAUGAGCUCAUUUAUACCUAUCCGUGUCCCUGUGGCGACAAGUUCCGGAUUACUCUGGAAGAGCUGUGGGAUGGAGAAGAUAUUGCCAAGUGUCCCUCUUGUACACUCCGGAUAGCGGUCAUUUUUGACGAAGAAGAUUUGCCAGAAUUACCACCGGAUGAAGAUGAAGAGGAGGAAGAAGAACCAGCUGAAGAGCUACAAACGAAAAUGCAGACCCUCAAGGAAUCGAAUCGAAUCAAACAAGCAACAAUCCAAGUGGCUGCUCUGUUUGUCCAGUUGGAGCUUUUGCAAACGAUGCUUUUCCAGCAUCUUGUUGAGAGAUGGACAACCAACUGCAGAGGUACACGACAAUAA